UCUCUCUAACAUUUGGAAUUAUUGGGAGGACAGAGCAGAGUACACUGAUCAGCAGUUGGCUCCUCAAAAGCUGUGCCUCAAUUUCAAACUCUGUUCCAUGCAAAAAAAUCUCCCAUCAUUAGCUUCUUUCUCUUCUUCACCCUCGCUAUCCUCCUCGUUCGGGAUCGAUCGUUCCCGGCUCAAGAAAUCGAACACGAGACGCCUUCUCUCUCUCUCUCUCUCUCUCUCUCAAGCCCUGUUCUAUUGGUUUCUAGCAUUUGGUUCGCUCUUCUCCGUCCGUACAGGAAGUCCAGCUGAAAGCAAAGGAAGGCAGGAUGUUAGCCUGUAGUUUCAUUAACUGCCGCUCUAUCAUUGACCUUGCUUUUUCGCAAUUCAUAUUUCAAAAUUCCAACUUUAACGUGACCCAAGAUUGCGAAUUUUGAGGAAGAUCUCUUGAGACGAAUCAUUACUCUCGUUAAAAAUUGAUGGGUUUUCAGUUGGCAAGAAAAUGCAUUUGCCUUUUGCGUAGUUGAGGCUCUGGGUAUAACUCCGAGAGGUGGGAUUUUUUGGACUAUCAAAGGUGGUUUGGUGGGUUCCUUGUGAAUUAAGCAUCUUUGUUUUGCCCCUAAUUUGAGAGAAAUGUUAGAGGAGCCUCAGUUUUGUUCUUCUCGGGUUUUGUCGCCGUUCCGCGAGGAAAGCGGCGACGAGGAGCUCUCCGUGCUUCCGAGGCACACCAAAGUCAUUGUGACUGGAAAUAACCGGACCAAGUCUGUAUUAGUGGGACUUCAAGGCGUUGUCAAGAAGGCAGUUGGCCUCGGUGGCUGGCACUGGCUGGUUCUGAAAAAUGGGGUUGAAGUCAAGCUACAAAGGAACGCGUUAAGUGUGCUUGAACAUCCAACGGGCAAUGAAGAGGAUGAUGAUUAUGAUUUCGACUCUAGCAGCGGCUCUGAAACCGUUGAAAAGGAUCGUCAUUUCUGUGAUCUUUUCAUCCAAACAGCCAGUAGCUUUGACUUCCACAAAUUUUGCAAGCCAAGAGUUAGGCAUAUGAGGCCAUGGAUCACAUCUGCACCAGCCAAAUCAGUGAACCGAGGAUGCUAUAGAGAUGUACAAUCCAUUAUUCAGACUCCUCAGCUGAGGGUAAACCUGUCGAAACUAGGGACGAGUUCGCUGUGGAGAUAUUGCAAACAUUACAAACUUGUGAACACCAGUUCCAAUCUUGGAAGGGAACAGAUGCUUAAAGCCGUGGGUCGGCAUUUCGCAUCACAGCAAGUGAACGAGAGAGAAGUGAUCAUGGACUUCAUCCGUCUGGCCAAAAAACAAAAAGCGGGCGACACCCGCGAUUACUGACUACUCCUCGAACGCCGGGGUGCUUGUGAUUAGAGUGCUCACUCCUCAAACCCUAACACCUUUAGAUGACUGAUAGAAUGAUGUGUGGAAACGGUUGGUAUGAGAAACCAUGUUCAUUAUCUCACAGAUCCUAACCCAUUUAGUCGUGACUGAAGUCUGAAGGCUCAUGCAGCAUAACGCUUUUUAACUGUUAAUUCCAACUUUUAGCGGUCUCCAUCUCUUCUCUUUCAA
Rhodamnia argentea is the source of this 1557-nucleotide messenger RNA. RefSeq lists its product as uncharacterized. Gene Ontology annotation, biological process: regulation of DNA-templated transcription. Gene Ontology annotation, molecular function: transcription coregulator activity; protein binding. The record is from RefSeq and is a predicted model, not a curated record. The coding region runs from base 619 to 1326 and encodes 235 amino acids. The transcript has 7 exons. Lineage: Eukaryota; Viridiplantae; Streptophyta; Magnoliopsida; Myrtales; Myrtaceae. Gene Ontology annotation, cellular component: histone deacetylase complex.